Molecule: messenger RNA, 12659 nt
Organism: Pelobates cultripes (western spadefoot toad)
Lineage: Eukaryota; Metazoa; Chordata; Amphibia; Anura; Pelobatidae
Source: the annotation of a GenBank genome assembly
GUAACAGCAGGGAGGUGUGCAACCGUCUCCACAACACGAUUACAGCGUGUUGCAUCUUACACUGUAAAAAACAGUGACGUAAGACGCAAGGAACUUUCCAGAACGCGUGACGCAAUGACGCUGUAUUUUUUGCAAGUCACGGUAAGGCCCAGAGCUUACUCUUUACAUCUUUCCGAAUUCAAAAGCAUCUCACUUCCAUACGUCUCUUUCCGGGCACUGGCUGCAUGGCCACCGUGAAACCGUGAUUUACACAACAAUACCCCUGGAAGUAAAUAACGGAUUGCCCUUUAAAGGGCGGCGGAGGCGUUUACUCGUGACGUCAUUACUGGCAGUUUGACAGCCAGACUUCCGAUUGGCUGCAGAUGUUCCGUUGACAGUUGAGUGGUAUGUUUUGCUUUUCUACACCUGAUAGGCCGGGGACAUCUGUGCUCUUUGUUGAUUGGUCAGAAUUGCUGCUCGUCACGGCUGGGCUGGUUCGUCUCGCCGGACGCUCCUCUCUGAUUGGCUGGCUGUGUUGGGUUUCUAUGUUGCCGGGUGAUGCGGAAGUGAAACUCGGGAGUUGUGGAAGACGCGGACGGUGGAGUCACGAGGAGGAGAAGAAGAAGAAGCAGCGCUGCGUGUGCGCGUGUCAGGGGGGGAAGCGGAACCGGGCGCUUUAUCCAGCUGAGAGUGAGGUAGGACCGGGGGUGAGGGAGCGGCCAGUAUACCGGCACUGUGUGCCAUGGCAGGGGGUCCGGGUGUGUCCAGCUUCCAGCCGGGUCCGCAGUCCCUGUGUGUGGGAAUAUGUUGGGCUGCGCAGAUUUAUUUCCUGGAAUCCAUCGUGUUGUGUCUGGGGAGCUCAGAGUAUAUAUUACAGCAGGCGAGAGAUGUACCAGGAUUGGCUGAGCUCAGUCCAUGUCACACAGGGGACUGAUUGUACCAGAGCUGGAGUGUCUUUAUAUCCACCAGGGAGGACAGCUAGAACCAGGGCAGGGCAAUCUGUAAAUAAUAAUAAUAAUAAUAAUAAUAUGUAUAAAGUGUCAUGUAGUGGGCACAUUGACUUAUUAACUCAUUUCACACUGGCUGUGUGUUGCCACCGUGGCACGUUGAGUACUGUCCUCGAGUUUCCCCCUUUGCCACCCUGCCCCUUUCACCCACCACCUGUGGGUUGCCACUCUACCACUAUCGCACGGUAUUAGUGUUUGUUUUGGUCUGCUUUUGACAUGAUGCUCAGGCAAGGGGCCAGUUGAAACUUAUUGGCCCAUAGCAAUAGAGUUACAUAUGUAAGGCUGUUGUCUUCCUUUGUGUUUUUUAUUUGGAUUUUUAUGCAUGCUUUUCUACCUCAGGUAAACGUCUUACUUGCUGCUUUAUCUGUAAUCUUUGCUAGGUGCUAGAUUACCUCUUUGUUCCAUGAUAUUGGCUUCAACAUAAUUUUCUAGGUUUGUGUAAGAUUCAGUUAUAUGCCUGCAGGAAGUAGAUAUAUAUAUAUGUGUGUGUGUGUGCGCAUGAUGAUGUAAAAUCAUCAGUUACCUUUUCAAAGUCUUCUUUUUGUAAUUUUUUAUUUUUUUUUUUUUUUAUUUUUUUUUUUAAGCUGGGUAGAUCAAGGAAUACAUUUAUAGAUUGACUUACAUGUUACAUACAGAGAGUUUGACUUUUAUACUCUUUUUAAAUUACCUUUCUUUGUAACUGGAAAAAUAUUUGGAGACUUCUAUGUAGGAAGCAAAAUAUAAUUGAAUUAUGUAAAUGCCCGAUAUACAUGUAGAUGCUAACUUCAUGUUUCUAUACCUAUAUGGUUAGGAAACUGCAGGUUGGCCCUGAGUGAAUGUUAUUGGUUAGUCAUAGAAUCCUGUUUAUAUUGGGUUUUGCUGUUUAACAUGCAGAGGUAAUGUAGUAACAGAUCCAAUCGAAGACCUACUGUAUUUUAUAUGAUUUACUCUUUCAGGAAAGGCUGCUGAGUGUCUCUCAACUCUGGGUUGCGAGUAUUGGGGGUCCCUUCUUCCUUGGGGCUCCCAGACAUGCUGUCUCUGAAGAAAUAUCUGACGGAGGGUCUGAUCCAGUUCACAAUUCUGCUUAGCCUCAUGGGUGUGCGUGUGGACCUGGACUCUUAUCUGCCCUCUCACCUUCCCCCACUGCACGAAAUUAUCCUUGGACCUACUUCGGCCUACACCCAGACCCAGUUCCACAGUCUGCGUGGUACAGCUGAUGGGUAUGGUGUGCAUCCAAAGAGUGUUGACCUAGAUCAAUUUUUUACUUCCCGACGACUCCUGAACAGGGUGCGAGCCCUAGACCGGUUGCAGGUGCCCACUACUGAGUUGGAUGCUUGGCUGGUGCACAGAGAAGCAGAAGGAUCUGUGCCCAGUGCUCAGACUGGCUCCAGUCGUCCCACUGACACCCCACAAGAACGUCCUGGCUCAGAUAGCAGCAUCCGUGACACUCUGGUGACUGAACAAGGCCGCAGCACUGAAGAAGUGGAGGAGCUGGGUGCAACUGCACAGCCUGGCAGUUCAGAUCUAAGCAAGGAGGUAAGAUGAUUUAUUUUGCCUUGUUUUCUGCUAAUUCUCCAUGGUUAAAGUGUCACACAAAAUAUAACAUAGUAUCACUCAUGCUAUUGCAGUCUGUAGAUUCUCUUUUAAAACCUCUGAUGCUGACCUUGUUUUCACCUUUUUUAGAAGAUAAGUGUCUCUGAAUUGUUCAGCUUUGUAUGUAUGUAUGUAUGUGUGUAUGUAUGUGUGUAUGUAUGUGUGUAUGUAUAGAUUUUGGAGGAGAUCACUUGUGUGCUUGUGGUAGAGGACUCCCCUAAAGAAAAGGGAGUUGGUGCAUAAAUUAUUACAGAGAUGGAGGGAUCAGCAGUCCUCUAACAACACCUGGUGUGUGUGUGUGUGUAUUUUGUUCAAGUAGAGAUUGUAGCUGUAUUAGACCAGUGAUGCAGAUCUAAAAAACAGACUUUUUUUUUUUUUUUUACAUCUACAUCACUGGACUAAUACAGCUACAAUCUCUACUUAAACAAAAUACACACACACACGUGAUCUCCACCUUCAUUUAUUGCCAUAAUUUGGACGUUUGUCCCCAACCACAAAUAUAUAAUCUCCAUCCAUGCCAGUGCAUUGUCUUUCAUUAUUUUGGAUUGAAGUUCUUAUUAUGACCUUGCACCAGAAUAAUUUAACAGUUUUCCACUAGCACUACAGCUUUUACCUGCCAUCAAAAAAAAAAUAAUUCCACUGGUUUUUAGAAACCAUGCACAGCCAAUAUAUAACAGGGACAUAUUAGAGGUUACAAGUGCUGCAUCGCAAGAGAUGAAUUAACCCGCCCCACCAAGGGACACAAAGCAUGAAUAGCUCACAUAAUGCAUUAACCACACGGACAUUCUAUACAGGCUUAAGAGAGGCUCAGCAUUAAACUGCAUGAAUGUAUUAUUUGCCCUUUGGAAAGGCUAUAUGAUCUUUUCAGACCUGUGUGUUGGAGCAUGCAAGCUUUCUUAUAAUAUCCUAGAGUCCUGUCAAAAUCUUACAUUAUUACCCUGAGACAAUAUUAUACAGAUUAAUUCUUUAAAAAGUAACCUUACAAUGUUUGUCCCUAAAAGGACUCUCUGAAUAUAUAACCUUGUUUGUAAUGACAUAAUCCCCUCCCUCCAAAAUAAAUAAAUAAAAAGAUACAUUGAGCAAUGUAUUGCAUGGACAGUGCUCAUAGACACAAAGGCUUGGUAGCAAAGUCCUUUUUGCCUUUCCUUAACAACAUUAACCCUCACAAUAAAGCAAGGGUGCAAACAAAACUUUACUGCCCCUUACAUCAACAGGUGGAAUGACACAGGCUUCCUAUACCUAAUGUAUUGUAAACAGUAUUUAGAUUACACUUUAUACUUAUUACUUCUGAUAACCUGCUGGAGAGGCUGACUGCGGUAAACAUGUGACAGUAUUUCUUUAAUUGAUCUUUAAGUGUAAUGCACUUUUACACUCUUAUUCUUCAAGGCCAUGUGAUUACACAAGAAUAUCAAUAUAAUAAGUGAGGCACUUAAGAUUUACAAAAACAAAAUUACUACAAACAAUAGAGCUGCACCUGUAAAGUGCCAAAACCUAUAAUACAAACUCGAUAAUGGUAAAAGGUGCGCUGUGUCUUUAAGACAAAAAUAUUUCAGUUAUGGCUCAUAAAGCACAUUUACACUUUAUGAGCUAUCACUGUGAAAUACAUUUUUGUCUUAAAGACACCGCAACUUUUAUACUUUCUACAUUUCAUUACAAAUACAAAGAAAAACCUCCAGGUCCCUAAAUAGCUUAGUGGAUCACAUACUCUGUCUGUUCUGCUCAUAGUGUAUAUAGAGAGAAGAUCUGGCUCAGCUGUUAUGCCUUCCCCUCACCCUUUUUAUGCUCUAUGUUCAAAUGAACAAGUCCAGACAGGAAUAAACUGCAAAUUUACACUGGACACAUUUAUUUAUUUAUUUUGUAUGUAUUCUAAUUGGCCAGGAAAGCUAUACAAUCACAUUGAUGAUCUAUAUCAAAUACCUGCAACUAUUAGGCAUUAGCUGGCAUUUAAGUACUGCCCUAAACAAGCAUUUAACUCAUGUAAUCCUCCAUUCUUCCCCAGCAACAAUACCAUGUGUUUUUGUAUAGGUUAUUAUUUAUAUACGCGUGUUAAUGUAAAUAUACCUGUCUGUAUGUGUGCUUGUGUUGUCUAUUGCUAAAGGUAUCUGCAGAAAUAUAGUAUGAAGACUGACACGUGAUGCCACAUGUCAAACUGGGAACUCUGUGGGUACAUGAUUUCUAGAUUUUCUGUGCCCAAGGAGGACUUUUCAAAGUCCAACUUGAGAUAUGCUGGUGAUGCAUAAUAGUAAUUCUUCUGUAUUGUGGGGAGUUCUAGCAUGUUAGGUCUCACCACAAGCUCUCUGUGUGUGUGUGUGUGUGUGUGUGUGUGUGUGUGUGUCUCUCCCUCUCUCCCUCUCUCCCUCUCUCCCUCUCUCCCUCUCUCCCUCUCUCCUAUAGGGGUCGAAACGUCAAUCACUGGAUGAUUUUUUUUUGCACAUGUAAUUUGCAAUUGAAAUAAAUUAAGCACUUUUUAAGACCUGAGAGUGCACCUUAUUUGCAUAUUUUGUAUUUACAUUAACGCUGAGGUUUGCACCCAGGCAAUAUUUCUACAUUUAUUUGCAUUAAAGGGUGAGUGCCAAGUUUAUCUCUUUUUUUAAUUUAUAUAUAUAUAUAUAUAUAUAUAUAUAUAUAUAUAUAUAUAUAUAUAUAUAUAUAUAUAUAUAUAUACACACACACGAUCCAGCGCACUCUCCUAUCUACUAAACAGCAACUUUAAUGUUGACAGUUUUUAUUAGUUUUUUUUUUUUUUUACGUAAUCUAGGCAAAAAAUAAUGGGGAUUUAGUUACAUUAUAUGAUCAUACAUUGCAUAAGCCUGCCACAACGUCAGUGUACCCCAUCUUUGGCAGGUCCUACUCUCACAGUCUAAUGUCUGCUCUUAUGAGAUUAACCCACUUACUUUGGGAAAAAAUUCCACCUGAGGCUCUCUGCAGUACAAUGCUAAAUAGGGACCUGAGAUGAGGCACCUGUAACAGGGAGGGGUGCAAAACCAAGGAGUUGGGGGGAUAUAUAUAUUAUUAUUAUAAUUAUAUACACACACACGUGGUUGCAUUCACCUGAACAUGCUUAAAUGGGGUGCUGCUGGGGGCCAUUUUAUACAAUAAACAGCAACUUCAAUGUUGACGGAUUUUAUUAGUUUUUUUUUUUUUGUAGUUUUUUUUUUUUUUAAUUAUUUUCUAAAAACACCUAAUCUAGGCAAAUCCAGAUGUCACACCCAUAUGUCAUGAUUCUCUGCUAGCUUUUUGGCUCAUUACGUGAAAAGUAACUCACUGCCUUUGGAAUAGAGUUUGGAGUACUAAAAAUUGUCAAUGUUAGUGCUAUGGUGACACAUAGUGUGUGUGUGUGCGCGCGCGCACAUAUAUCACAAAAUUAGAGUUGGUAUUUUGUGAAGUUGCCUGAGUGCACCUAUGCUAUAAAUACUGGCAAAACAUAAAAGAAAGGAUUCACUGAGACCAUCACUGAUUUGCAAACCUGUGGUAAUGAGACUUUGAAGGCACAGGCAGCUGUUGUUUGUGUUCUGGCAGUGUGACCAGAGGUGACAGGUGUGUAAUAGGGGAUCUGGCCCCAGCUUGCACAAUGUUGAGCCUGUCUGAGGAGCACAGUCAUAUAACCUGUUUAUGUUUGCUGGCUAUGCAGUCACUUACAGAAAGUCCCUCUGGGUUGUGAGAAGAAACAGUCAUAUGACUGUUAUUCAGAGCUCUGUCUCAGUAAUGUCAUCGUGUGCUUUAUCUGUCCUGCCAGAAAAUAGUCUGUAAAUACAUUUCUCUCUUUUGUCACUGUGUAGAUUUCACAGACCAAAAACUUUUAAUUUUUUUUUUUUUAUUUGUUUUUGUAAAUAGUUACAGAAAUCAUUUGUCUGUUUUUACAAACUAAAAACAAGUUAAAUCUUAUGUUUAGUGUAUGACUUUGCCUUAACAAAUAUGUACAAACUAUUACAAAUUUGUCAUGCAAGAUACGUAGUUUUGUCUUUUUGUUUUUUGUUUUUUCUUUCCUCUCCAAUAAUAAGAUUUUUUUUUUUUUUUUAUUCUAUAAACCUUGAUAAAUCUACACUGCUCACAUUAUUGGAAUUUAGUCACUGAACACAUAGGUCAGAGCUUGGUCAUUUGUUUAGUAAAUAAACCCCUUUGUGAAUUUGGCAAAUGUGGUCUCCUUUCUGUGUGCAUGGGACUGGAGUUAUAAUGGAAAAAUACAUUGAGAUUGAAUUUAGAACUGGAAAUUAUGAACAAAUCUGUGUGCAGUUAGGAUUUUAUUAAAACUGGUGGUGGUACCUUCUAUUUGGGUCAGGUAACAUCCCUUAUUUUCUCUUUAGUAAAAGCUAAUCAAAUAGAAAUGUGAUGCUGUUAAAACAAAUUAACAUUUCUGAUAUCUAGAUUAUAAAUACGAUUUCAUGUUCUGUGUGGUUGGAUCAUUGUGUUGUAUGUGAUUUUCUAGUUUCUUUGCUGGACUCUGUGAAUACAAAUCAUGUGUGGCAUUAAGUAAUUCUUCAUGUGUAGUUUUAUUUUAUAGUUAUCAAAUUACAACCUUUCUAAAAUUGAAACUAAGCAGAAAGGUCUAGAACAAAGCAGUUGUGUUUAUUUUUUUAUUUUUUUUCGGGAUGGAUAUUUUCUACCUUCAUUUUUUUUUAUUUUAUUUUUUUUAUCAACAAACUCAUUUGUUUUCAGGAUAUUGAUUUAAUUGAUAUUCUGUGGAGGCAAGAUAUUGAUCUGGGUGUUGGGCGUGAAGAUUUCCUGCAACAUGAUAAAAGAAAUGAUGACAUGUGGGAGUCUCCACAAGAUGACCUUCAAGUUGACAUCCUUGACCCCACUAUACAGGUUGAUGGAGAGACUGGAGAAAAUGUACGACACCAGGUAGGUAAAAUUAAGAAUUGUGAAGUGACCUUGCUGUGCCGAGUGCAGAGCUAAGUGUCCUUCUUCUCACAGGAUCAGACUGCCUUGUCAUUGGAGGAAUGUCUAAGUCUCUUGGAUGUCAAUUUCCCAUUUGGGGACCCUCCUGAGGUGAGUCAGUCUGCCUUCACCUUGCAAUGUACCUACUGAAACGUCACCUGCAAUGUGUCGUCUAACCCUUUUUUCUGUGCAGUUUUCAGAUCCGACUCCUUCUGACCUCUUGGUCCCGGAUAGUGGCCCUGUGGCUUCUACUCAAUCAGAUGAGCUCUUAUCCCCUUUCCUCCCAGCUAUGGAGAGCCCCUUGGAUCUUGAAGAGCAGUGGCAAGAUCUAAUGUCACUCAUGGAUAUGCAGGUAUCUGCUAUUGUUACAGUGCAGCAGACAUGCUGUAAAGUGUGAAAUUCUCAUAUGAGGCACCAGGACUACAAUCAUACAUAUUAAAUGUCAAGUUAACUUUCCUCUGAUACUUAAUAUGUAUGCUGAAAGUUGCCCUAUUGUGCAAAAACAAAUGAUAAAUAAAAUGGUUAGGUCUUGUCCCCUGACCAACUGUCACUAUUCCAUAAACUCUGCUUUAAACUCUCAUAGAAAUGUUUAUAUUGCUGCUUGCAAAUGCACAUUUUUGGCUGCAAGCUACAUAUUUUUAAUUGAGGAAGACAUGCAUGGAGCUGCUCACCUAAUAUAAUUAAAUGCUAGUUUUACAGAGUGAGAGGGGCCAUGAAGAUAUAUUUCUACAAAAGAGGGAUAUUUAGUGCUCCCUAUACCAAUUCAAUGUUUUAAACUGAAUACACAUACCUCUCAUUUAAUCACUUUUUUGUUGCUGACCAAUUAGCUUGAGUGCAUGCUAUCCCUUUUUAUAAGCUUUGUAUGUGUCCAACCAAAUAUGUGGUUAUAGUGUUGUUUUUUUUCCAAUUUAUUUAAGGUUAUGGAUGUGAACAAUUCAACUGAAAAUCCUUUGUAUUUGAGCUUGAACCCACCAACACAGCAGGAUGGUAACUUGGGGCAGGUGCCUCUUCCUAGCUGUUCUCGUGAUCACUCUGCAGUUUUUGCUCCCACCAUGGAUAUCCUAACAGUCCCGGACUCCCCAUUGCCACAGUUUUCUUCCCACAACUCCAGUGACCUCAACUCCACAUUUGGUUUCACCAACUUGACAGGCAUCCUCUUUCCUUCACAUCUCAACAGUACUACUAAUAUCACAUCUCCCCAGAUACUGCCUGACCCUCUUGGUGGGAUCCUAGAUGAAGCUUUGCUGGAUGAAAUAAGCUUGAUGGACCUUGCACUGGAGGAAGGUUUCAGUCAAGUUCAGACCACACAGCUACAAGAAGAGUUGGACUCUGAUUCAGGGCUUUCUCUAGACUCCCAUCGCAGCCCUGUAUCUCCUAGCGGAUCAGAGUCUUCCUCCUCUUCCUCUUGCUCAUCAUCCUCUUCAUUCUCUGAGGAAGGGGCAGUGGGAUACAGCUCUGAUUCUGAAAUGAUUGAUCAGGAGGACUCUGAUGGAGCCAUUGGUUACCAACCUGAAUAUAGUAAAUUCUGUCGUAUGAGCUCUCAGAAUCCAAGCCAUUAUCAGCGACUUCCCUUCCUUGAACAUGUUGGGCACAAUCAUACAUACAACAUGGUGCCUGAAGAGCCAGAGGAUAAGCCAGUUUUGAGCAGGGGAAACCGGAGAUCAUCAGGCUUUCUAGAUAGGCAGGCAGGUCGUGACGAGCAAAGGGCAAGAGCUAUGAAGAUCCCUUUCAGCAAUGAUAAGAUUAUUAAUCUACCUGUAGAGGAGUUUAAUGAGCUGCUCACAAAGUAUCAGCUUAGUGAAGCACAGCUCUGCUUGGUGCGCGACAUCCGGAGACGGGGAAAAAACAAGAUGGCUGCUCAGAACUGUCGCAAACGCAAGUUAGACACAAUCCUUAACCUGGAGCAGGAAGUGAAGCGGCUUACCCGCGAACGUACCUCUCAAUUGAGGGAGAAAGGAGAAAACCUAAGGUCACUUCAACAAAUGAAGCAGGAGGUGGAGAAUCUUUACCAGGAGGUCUUUAGUCAACUAAGAGAUCAAGAGGGUCGUCCAUAUUCAUCCCAGCGGUAUGCCUUGCACUACACAAGCAAUGGCAACAUUGUACUUAUGCCGCGGAGUGCUGAGGGUCAGCAAGGCCGACGGCCAGAGAAGAAGGAUCGGAGAAAGUGAUGUAUCUGUAUAUAACUUCAGGAAUAUUACAGGACAGGGGGUGUGGGCUGUGCUUUCAUUCAGGCCUAAAUAUCAAACCUUUUCACACAACUGACCCCAGUGAGUGACAAGGAUACAGUCUACACUUACUGUGGGUCAAGUGCUGUGUCCUGUCAACGUCUGGGCCCUGUCAGUCCAGGAAUAAGGAGACCAGCCAGGCCCGCGGGCACAGACAAGCCCGGGUAUCGUAUAAACAAGAAGCUGACAAAAAGGGAGGGUAAAAGAAAAUAAGUAAAAAAAAAUUUAUUUUUAUUCUGGAUCCAAUACCAUGUCUGCAAUGUAGCCAGCUAUGUCAGGGGCUGAAGUGUCAUCUUGCAUGAGUAGAACAACAAUGAGGACAUGUUAAUAAGUAGAAAUUAAAUGACAGCGGCCUAGAAUGGUUUUGUCCUUGAGUAGCGAUUUGGGGGCCAGUGAUCUUUUUGUAUUGUCAUUAAAUUGGCAGCUGUGGGGACAGUUAUAGCCGUAAUGUUUGUCCCCUUGCUACUUGAUGGGGAAAAUCAUCCAUCCCAAGUCUCUAAGAAGACAUUUUGCAGCAUGCAUAAUGGUCGUAAGAUAUGUCAGUUUGUGGCUGUACUAAGGUACAAUGCUGUCCAUUUGUUUAUUGCUGCGUGUUCCAAUGUAUUAUGGGGUUCAUUGACUCCUGAUAUUUAUCCUUUUGUCUAGUUUGGUAGCAAAGGGGUAGUUUGUAUUUAAAGAAAGAUUACAAAUGUUAGUUAAAGCUCAGUCCCCAAACUACUAGGCAGUGUAAUGCAGGGAACCCACACCCAGUGUGCACAGAGUUGUUUGUUUAAUUAUUCUGGUAGCAUCGCCAGAAUACUGUAAAGUGGGUAGAAUGAUGUGGACUGUAAAUUCCUAUGUCCAAGUAGGAACAAUUGUGUUUUUUGGAGAGAUCAGCAGUAAUCCAUAUAAUAUUUAAUUCUAUAGAAUUAGCCUGAAAGGUUUAGGAAUUGCUGCUUUUAUUGAGUGAAAACUAUGCAUGUUCCAUACUGCAUCGUUUUGGAACAGGAACAGGAAUAGGCUACCUGGCACUUUAGCUGAUUUAGGUUGCAGGUACCAUUUAUCAAUUGCAUGCCUCGGCAUCAAGGUAGCUAAAGUCUACAGCAGAUGGAGUGUUAAGGAAGUUCUUCCGUAUUCUAACUGGUUUACGUUUGGAAGAAAGUUUUAUAUAUUUUUUUUAUUUUUUUUAUUUAUAUGAUAAACAGAUUUGUGAUAGUUUGUCUAAUUCCAUUAGAUUCCAACACUGUGUCACCUUGCUCAUGCUGUGUGGCUUAGAAACAAAAAGGCCUCUAAAUUGUAGUUCUGAAAUUUCAAACCAAGUUAGGUUGAGGCUAGAAAUGAGAUGGAAAGUAAUGUGAAAAAAGUUCAUGAUAAAUGCCAACUGUGAGGCAUGUUUUCCCUGUCAAUAUUCUUAAUAGCAUCCAAAAAGACAAAUGGGAUGUGAACCCUAUAUAGCAGAAAGUGUAUUUUUAAAUCAUUUAACUACACACCCAUAUCCUAGAAGCACACUGGACCCAUAACAUUUGCUAUGCUGUCAGGCAGUGCAUGGAAAGUGCUGUUUGUAGUAUUUUGAAAUCAUAUGCUGUAGGAAUGUGAUUCAUCAAGGAGGAACCCUGCAGGGAACUGUCUUCAUAGUUGUGUGUGUUUAUUUUUUUAAAUUUCUUUUUUGAAGAAGUUUAAUAUGAAUGGCAGCACUAACAAGGCAGCACUUUUCAUUUCUAAAACAUCAGCCUGAAGUAAUGUGUCUUGAAUUAUGGAUCUGGAAAUGCUAGUCUUCGUGAUGGAUGACAACCCAAUGAGGUAUUCCUGAAUGUUCAAUGAUGAAAAGCUGUGAAUCCCUUAGUAUACAUUUUAUCUGUUUAUUUUCACAAUUUGAUCACUAUGAUGCUCUGUCUUUAAUAAGAUCAGACCAUGCCACUAUUUAUGUUCCAAACCGAGAGACCAGGACAGUUGGUGUCUGUAGAAUACACAGGAAAUGUAACAGGUCAGAUAUAGGGAAUAUAAGUAUCCAGUAAUACCCUAAAACAAAUGUAAAAUAAAUGGUCAUGGCCAUUUGAAAUAUGCAGAGUAGCUUAUAUAAAUAUAGUGGUACAAAAUGCAAUUUAAUUUCUUACCAGUUUAUUUUUACAUCCUGCACUUUUGUUUUUGUUCCUUCUCGUCACUCUGACAGAUUGCAUAACAAGGGUUGACACUGAUGGUUAAUCCGUUGAUUAACUCCACAAGGCAGCAUGUUUACCUGUGUAAGAGUAAUGUCAUACUGUGGCCUUCAUUGCAGCUGUGCCUGGAUUCCAAAAGGGCUUUUACAGAAGAAAAAAACAACAAUGUUUUGGUUUGUGCAACAUGAAAUGUUAGUUAAGUUUCAUAUGUGAGGUUUGUCUGGAACUGCUAUUUGGCGAAAAAAGCCAGGGAGCACCAGGUAUGUGCUUUAUGGUGUCAUGAUGUAUUUUCAAUUCUGGCUUGUCUGGCCUUUGAUAUUGUAAGGGGCAGGGAGUUUUACAUUGUGCUCCCCUCACUAUGAUGACAGACUUCAGCUAACCUGAUUCUUUGCCACUCUAUGAUUCAAAUGGAAUUGUGAGAUUUGCAGUACAACAUCGUCAUGGGGUGAGCACCAUUUUGCAUCCCUCAUUUAGGUUAUAUAUUCUAUAAACUGUGAGUCCCACCCCCAAAUCGAAUUGCCUACAUUUCACAAGUUGGUUGCUCAUAUGCUAUUUUGCAAAGUUUAAUGGCAGUUGAUCAAAGCUUUAGAAGAAAACUAGUCUGUCAAAUUGGGAGCUUGAUUAUAAAAAUACAGUUUUAUUUAAAAAAAAAAAAAAUGUAUGUGAAGUGGCACUUGUACAAACAAUCACACUACUCAGGGUUGCAUUUAAAGAGAAUCUUUGUUUCAUAGUAUGCCAGGGUGCCAGUUAAAAUGAAAAUAACUGUUAAAUAAAUAAACUCAUUUGUGUUUGAAACUCAGCUAUUGAUAUCUUGACUUUUUCUGUAAAGACGUUAACAGGUUAUACACUGAUGCAUGUUGCUG